CCAUGUUCACAUGAGGACUACUGAUGGCGGGGAAUGCCGAGGAAGGGGUGCAGUGACUGGAAGGGGAGACUAGUGGUAGAAUACUAAGUUCUGGGGAGAGGCCUCUCUUACAGGGUAAGGGAGAAGCCAGGCAGUUCCCCCUUCCCAUUUCCAAGAUGGCGCUGCCUGCUCGGGGCUUCCAGUGAGGAAGCCGGAAGCACCAGGCCCCACACACUGCUCCAUUGUGCACCUGCCUCCCAAGGGGAAUGCAGCCAGCGGUGAGGCGGUGUUGCAACAGAGAUCAACUGCUGGGGGGCGGGAGUGGAGGAGACCUGGUCCCUUCUCUGGGCAGCUCGCGGUAUCAUUGGCUUUUCCAGCUGGUGGGGGCGGGGGGCAGUCACAGGAAAUGGCCCCGGGGGUCAGAUAAGCUGAAGGAAGAAGCCGAGUAGCUGGGAGGACAGAACAGGUGGAGUUUCCCCCACCUGCCGAGAGCAGCCAGAGAGAGAGGACGGAGCCUGCUAGUGGCGGUCUGUGGACUGAGAGGGGCUCCCCGAGGGUCCCAGGGCAGAGCUCACCAUGCUGCUCUGCGUCACCCCGCCUCUCCUGACGGGACUGUCUGCUUGCACUGUGGCAGGUGACAAGGAACUGCCACUUGACGCUGAAGCUGGGUCCUGGGGCACCGUGACCCUGGAGGAAGAUGUUGUGCCCAGCAUUCAGCUCCAGCUCUGGGAAGUGAAGAGGAGCAAAGCGAGCCAGUUUUUUGGACUGAUGGGGAAGCAGGUGGGAGGAAUACCUCCCAUCCAGCCAGAGAGAAGAGCGUAUCAACGAGGACCAGUAGUCCAGGGCCACCUGGGCAGGGGAGGACCAUCUACAGAAGAGGACGAAAAACCCCUUUCUCCCUACCUGGACGUGACAGCCAACCAGCCAGCCUCCGUGUCUCCUGGGCUCAUCGCCAGCAUGUCCCUACCACCAGGCCCUCACUGA
This is a messenger RNA of Orcinus orca (killer whale), 963 nucleotides long. It is a transcript of the gene TAC4, whose product is annotated as tachykinin precursor 4. The record is from RefSeq and is a predicted model, not a curated record. The coding region runs from base 556 to 963 and encodes 135 amino acids. NCBI's taxonomy places the organism in Eukaryota, Metazoa, Chordata, Mammalia, Artiodactyla, Delphinidae. The transcript has 5 exons.